AACAAAGUCAAAAUGUGGCGUCUGUCUAGCGGUAUUGUUUAUGAUUUUCUGAACGACAUUUUCUCUGGAAAAUAAAGUUGACGUAUAUUAAUAUAAUUUUCUGAUAAUUUAUAUACUAAAUGUCUGGAUAUGGUGUGUAACCGUAUAAAAAUAAUAAUGAAAUAACAUUUAUAUUACUCAAAAACAGCGAUCUACGUGUCGCCUGCUUGUAUUACUUGAAGUUUUUUCUCUGACAAUAUUAGCGGGAAAUCGCCUUAGUGACGCGCACAACAGUCCACAACCUCUGUUUCUAAUUUAUUCGUACUGUGGCCUGGUGUAGUGUAGUGAUUGUAAUGUGGUUAUACAAGGCCUGAGACUAGGUUUGUGAUAUAAUUAGAAUUGACAAUGUCGAAUGAAAUGGCGGUUGGUGAUAAGGUGUCACAGGAUGCUACUGUUUGUAGUGAUGAGGUUGUAGAAGAGGCUAUACAUACUGAACAGGCUUCACAACCCUCCUCAGAAGCUUUGAUGGAGGGAUCUAAGGAAGAAGCCAAGCCUGAAGAAGAAUCAUCAAGCACAUCAAAUACUAAACUAUCUGAUGAUACAAAUGAAAAGAAAGAUGAUGAUGACCAAAAAGGCAAAAAGCGCAGGGCGUCUUCUGCCUUCAGUGAUGAACCAGACACAGAGUUUAAGGGAUUUGAACAGAGUGACUGUGACCUAACAGAGUUCAAUAAGAUUGUUGACGAGGAUUGGAAAUUUUUACGGAGAUAUUCAACAGAUGAAGACUUUAAGGGGUUUGAUUCUAUUGAAAAUAGCAGCUUGUCUGCUUAUUCUCAAAUUUUAGAUAAUUGGCAGGCUCAAGUAUCAGAGGCCGAAAAGCUUGUGACUCCGUUGAGAAAUGUUUUGACCUUAUCAUUGAAGAUUCCGAAACGACCCAGACAAGACACAGAUAGUUCAAGACCAUCAUCAGCCCUAUCUUCAAGAUCUGAAGGAGACGGAACAACAGAUCCACAGAGGAUAAAUGGAAUUAAAGAAGAGAUAAAACCUUUUAAAAUAGAGCUGGGAAAGGAUAUUAAAGCCUCCUCGUCCCCGGCCAACCGCGGUCGGCGGCCCACCGUGGAGAUGUCGUCGCCGCUGCUGCGCGUGCCCUUGGAGCGAGGCUGGAAGCGGGAGCUCGUUUACCGCGCUGCGCUCGAUGCGCACUCGCGCCGCAACGCCGACAUCUACUACUACAUGCCCGGCGGCAAGAAGCUCAGGUCCACCAGAGAGGUGGCCGAAAACCUGUCCGGAAGCGGUCUCACUCUGGAGAACUUUUCGUUCUUCAAGGAACCUCUCGGUAUAGAUGACCCCGAAAAGGAAAUCAUUCGCGACGCCAAAGUGAUCCGCCGCGUGGAAUCUCCGGUGCCGCCGCCGACUCAGGCGGUGGCGGACCUCAAGCGCACUCCCAAACCCAGACCGCCCAAAGGGGCCAGCCCCGAGCCCGCGGUGAAGUCGCCGCCCGCCAAAAUCAAGGUGAAGUCGAUCGGGUCCCGCCUCAACAACAACAGCGCUCCCUCCUCUCCGGCGACUCCGAAGCAGCCCAGACGCGCAUCUCAGACGCAGCCUCCCGCGGACAACAACAACACGGCUUGGAAGAAACCUAGCGAGAAAGCGGCCCGUCGCGUGACGAACGGGGCUUCGCCCCCGCCCGCCGCGUUGCCUUCCCCUCGGCGAAGAGGCCGGACCAAAGCGGACGACGCGGCCCACUUCUCCAACUUCCACGCGAGCGCCCGGGAGAAGAACUACAACGUCGCUCUGCAGAUCUUCCAAUACGUGGGCAUGCGAGACCUGGCCCGAUGCGCACGCGUGUGCAAGUUGUGGCAGACGCUGACGGAUACGCCCGCGCUCUGGAGACACGUCCGGAUGAAAAACUCACACGUCAGCGAUUGGGGCGGGCUGUGCGCGGUCUUAAAGAAGCGUUCGACGAAAUGGCUGGAUUUACGAAAAAUGCUCCUCCCCUCCAACGACACGGUGUUCUGGGACCAAUUCAUCGAGAGCAUCGGCUCGGUGGAUACCCUGGAACGGCUGGAGCUGUGCCGUUGCCCGGCUCGCGUCGUGGAAGCGGUGUGCCGUCGAGUGAGCUCGUUGCGCGCCCUGUGUGCGCCCGCCAUCUGCGACACCGUCUUCGACCCCGAACCCUUGGCCGAGCUGCCGAGGCUGGAGCUGCUGAGGCUGAAGAGUCUGAAAGGCCUCUCCCUGACGCGCAACCUGCAACCUCUGAGCGCGUUGAGCAACCUCCAGCACCUGUCCCUCACGUCCAUAAAGGAGCUGGGCUGGUGCGCCUGCGAGGUGGUCGGCGAACUGGAGCAGCUGGAGUCUUUGGAGCUGGGCGAGUGCUCGUUCGGCAGUCCGUUCGCCGCCGCGCUCUCGAAGCUCGUCCGUCUGCGCAGGCUGAGGCUGGAGAGGGGCGUCCCGCACUGCGCGGCCUCGGCGCUCUUGAAGGCUCUGGCGUCUCUGCCGAAGCUCACCAGAUUGGAGCUGGUCAACUUUGACGUCAAGGUGGGCUUCGACGAUGCGUUGGCGGAGUGCAAAAACAUCCAGAGACUACUCAUCAUACCCACCUACGUGUCGCAGUCGGCGACCACCAACAAGCAGGUGCUGAGCGGCGUGCUCCGGCUGAAAGACACCCUGACGCACCUCAUGUGGGGCGUGACCAUAGAGUUGCUCCGCGUCACCGAGCUCUUCAUCGAUCAGUGCGAGGCGGGAGGGGAGGCGGAGGCCCCGGAGGGGCAGGGGGCGAGGAGGGAGCUCGGGGAGUGCAUACCCGUGUUGAAGCCCGUGCCCGGGUGCAGGCUGCCCGACGACUUGAGACACGUCGCCGGCCCGCCGCAGGUGGAGAUCCUCCCCAUUCCCACGCUCCAGCGGCUCCUGUCGGCCCAGCUGCCGAACACGAAGCUGAAACUCCUGCGCAUCCCCUUCCACGCCACGUGGCGGCAGACGCUGGCGGACUUCCAGUAGCACGCGAAGAGGCGCCGCGGCGUCGGCGAUUGACACUUUUAUUUCGAUAGAGGGAAACGAGACUCCGACAUAGUUGCAAUUUAUCAGAUUAAAUAUUUUAUCCCUAUUACCACGAUUUUUAAUAAUCUAAACGAAUUCAGAUAACGAAGCCAUCUCUCUCUAUCGCGAGCCUCGGAACGGGCCCAGCUCUAAUUUUUAAUAUAGCGUCGGACGCUUAUUUUUAAAUUUCCAAUUUUUACGGAUCAGAUAGGUUUAUGUCGUUUUCGAGUCGUUAUCUGUGUGUAUAUAAAUACGGGAUGUCAAACAUAUAUUGCCCGAAGUGAUAAUAUAUUAAAAGACGGCAAGAAUAUAGAAGUCGAAUAUUUUUUAUAAACACUGAUUUGAGGUUGCGAUAAACUUCGAGUUGUAUAAGAUAGGAAAAGCGUCGAAGUCACUCAAAACGUUCGAACGAAUUUGAGGAGAUAGCUUCGUCCUACGUGCGAUGUCUACGAAUCGCAAUAUUUUAGAAAAUUUACUUGAAUUCGAAAAAGUCACUCGCAAUAAACGGAAUGGAUUUGUGUUAUAUGUCUAAAGUAUUGUAAUUUGUAGUUUUAAAUGACGCGAUAUUUCGGUUGUGCUUCCAAAACGUCGACCGUGUCCGACGCGUCAAAUUAUCAAUUGUCGUAAUUAAUGUCCUUUAACCAAAAAUAUCUCGUGUUAAAAUUUGAUAAAUAUUAUUUUUUUAAACUUUUACCUAAACAAGUAAACGCAUAACUUUGAACUUGAACUCGCCUCGCGGCUCGUUCCGCUGCGAGCGAAAGUAGAUUGUUAUUAUUAAAAUAUUUUUUUAAACGGUUUUGUAUACUUUAUGUAUAUUUUCUUGUUUAGUUAUUUUAAAGUUUAGAAAUUGAAAUGAAAUAUGUGUCGGUCGCGUGGUGAAAGGUAGAUUGUCGUUAGUCGUGAGCGAUCUAAUAGAUCUCGCAACGGAUGGUGGAUGUCAAUAUAACUUGCAAAUAUUCUCGAAAAUUUGGUCAAACGCAGUAAUAAUUCCACUGUCACCUAGGGUAGGGUUUUAAGACGAAUGUAGCUAAUUUUUAUCAAUAGUUUGCAAUGGAUAACAUAAAAUGUAAAUACUGUAGUAGAGUAUUGAAUGGUGCCUUUUCCGUUCGUUCACUUAGCCGACGUCUCAGACUCCAUUGUUUUGCCGUAAUCGCAUUAAGCCGGCGGGCGUGGGUUUGAGCGAUAAAUGAUAUUUCAAUUAGUAUGUUCGCAAGUGCCUCGGAUACGUUCAUCCGAAACGUGUUUCUGCCCGAAGACAGAUGUAUGUACAUAUAUAAAACGUAUUUAAAUAUUUGUCUCCGAAUACACAAAAUGCCAAUCGGAGGCCGCUGUCGUCGAAAAUGUCAAAUACGUUUUGAAAAUGCCGGCGAUGUCGACGAUACCUCGGUAUCUGUCGGUCGAGAGCGAGUGGUCUUUUGUCUAUUGGGACGUUUUACUACUAUUUUAGUGUAUGCGUUAUUUUACUCACGUUAGCGAUAAUUUUGUAUACAUAAUUUUAUGUACUAUAGUUUUGUUUUUAUCCGCUCCGCUGUAUUGGAAAUAAUAUUUGACUAGAUUUAAAUUUAGGUUGCGACGCAAAGAAAUAUAUUGUAAAAAUCUUCACACGUCACGCUUUCACGUAACGAAAAGUUCAAGCUUCGGUACGGCAUGUGUAAAAAUUGUGCAUAAAUUGUUUGUGUCGAUCAAUUAUAAUAAAUAGUUUAAUUUUGUUUAUAGUUUAAUAGUUAGUACUUUGAUAGUGAGUAUUGGCGACAAAUUAAAUUGUUGUCUCGACUU
Messenger RNA from Pieris napi, 4788 nucleotides. RefSeq lists its product as uncharacterized. Gene Ontology annotation, molecular function: DNA binding; protein binding. The coding region runs from base 385 to 2973 and encodes 862 amino acids. The record is from RefSeq and is a predicted model, not a curated record. The transcript is spliced from 19 exons. Lineage: Eukaryota; Metazoa; Arthropoda; Insecta; Lepidoptera; Pieridae.